Alternaria alternata is the source of this 1556-nucleotide messenger RNA. RefSeq names its product 3-isopropylmalate dehydrogenase. The transcript is spliced from 4 exons. Gene Ontology annotation, molecular function: oxidoreductase activity, acting on the CH-OH group of donors, NAD or NADP as acceptor; magnesium ion binding; NAD binding. Bases 143 to 1243 code for a protein of 366 amino acids. The record is from RefSeq and is a predicted model, not a curated record. NCBI's taxonomy places the organism in Eukaryota, Fungi, Ascomycota, Dothideomycetes, Pleosporales, Pleosporaceae.
AAAUACAAGCAGUCUGAACAUGGUGUUUCUUAGUCCGAGUAUUGCGGGUUAAAAGACAGUACACAUAGAGUGGCGCAAGAUACCAAUUCAGUUGUUCACGGUUGCCACGCCCAUUCUCAAUCCUCGUUUUCAGCUCGUCAACAUGUCUUCAGACGCCAACAAACGCACGCACUCUAUUGCGACUAUGGGCGCUGAUGGUAUUGGCCCCGAAGUUGUCAAUGCCGGUGUUCAAGUCUUGAAGAAAUUGGCACAACUAGAUGGCACAUUCAACCUGCAAUUCGAAGACUACGAUUGGAGUUCUGAGACCUACAAGAAGACUGGUCAAUACAUUCCGGAUGGGGGAUUAGAAAAGCUCAAGAAGCAUGAUGCCAUUUUAUUUGGUGCUGUAGGCGCGCCAGACGUGCCUGAUCACAUUUCCCUUUGGGGCUUGCGGCUUGCUAUCUGCCAGACCCUCCAGCAGUAUGCGAAUGUUCGGCCGACCAAGAUUUUCCGAGGAACAUCGUCGCCCUUGCGCAAUGCGGAGCAUGGUGAUCUGGAUUGGGUAAUCGUCCGAGAAAAUUCUGAAGGUGAAUACGCUGGACAAGGAGGCCGGUCACACAAAGGCCAAAAAUGGGAGACGGCUACAGAGGUUUCCAUCUUUACUCGUCAUGGUGUGGAACGACUUAUACGCUUCGCCUUCGAAACAGCUCAGAGCAGACCGAGAAAACAGAUAACAGUGGUCACCAAGAGUAACGCGCAACGUAACGGCAUGGUUAUGUGGGACGAGAUUGCUGUUGAAGUUGCGAAAGACUUCCCCGACGUCAAGUGCGAUAAAAUGCUCGUCGACGCCAUGACGUGCCGGAUGGUUCUUGACCCAAAAUCGUUAGAUACGAUAGUAGCGACGAACUUGCACGCGGAUAUUCUUUCCGACCUGGCAGCCGCAUUGGCAGGUUCCAUCGGCAUCGCUCCUACCAGCAACCUCGAUCCCACACGCCAAAAUCCGUCCAUGUUUGAACCAAUCCACGGCUCAGCUUUCGACAUUACUGGCAAGGGUGUCGCAAACCCGGUGGGAACCUUUUGGACAGCAUCUGAAAUGCUAGCAUGGCUAGGCGAGGAGCAGGCUGCGAAGAGAUUAAUGGAGAGCGUGGAAGCCAUCACUGAGCGAGGCAUUGCGACUCGCGAUCUUGGGGGCAAAGCGUCAACGAAGGACGUGACCGAUGCGGUCUGCGCUGAGCUAGAGAGGGUGUACAAUACAAGUCGGUAGAAGCCAGAACCGGCAUGAUAUUAUGGAAACGAUAGCCGCAGGUGGAGCUGUAUCCCGGUCAUUAUCCGAUACGGAACUUGAUUUGCGGCUGAUGCAGUUUCGCUUCAGGCUGACACCGUAAUAAACGGACGAUCACUAGAACACGAAGCCAUGUACUGUCCGUCUAUACAACCACUGGUACAUUUCUAUUGCUCUGCUUUCUAUAUGCAUGUUCGGUAACUUCGAGGAAGGCAUGCAAAUAUACUCAGAGAGUAGUCAGAACCUAAUGGCAGAGCCGCUGUAGAUCUCGUCUCCUUUUCGAGGUCCUGAUCCA